Quercus lobata is the source of this 360-nucleotide messenger RNA. RefSeq names its product protein phosphatase 1 regulatory subunit INH3-like. Bases 1 to 360 code for a protein of 119 amino acids. The transcript has a single exon. The record is from RefSeq and is a predicted model, not a curated record. Lineage: Eukaryota; Viridiplantae; Streptophyta; Magnoliopsida; Fagales; Fagaceae. Gene Ontology annotation, cellular component: nucleus. Gene Ontology annotation, molecular function: protein serine/threonine phosphatase inhibitor activity; protein phosphatase 1 binding.
AUGAGCGCCACCGCGCGACCAACACAGUCCUCGUCACCCUCCGUGACCGUCACUACCACCGUCGCAUCUCAGUCCCAACAACCACCCCAUCAACAUCAACAACAACAACAACAACAAUCACAACCUGAAACCCUAGUCCUCCGCCUCAACCGCAAGAAGAAGAAGGUGACUUGGAAGGAAGACACCGUGGACAACGAGUUCAUGCAGAAGAAGAGCUCCAAGAAGUGCUGCAUCUUCCACAAGCAGAAGCCCUUCGACGACGACGAUACUGACAGCGACAGCGACCACGAUCCCGAUCCCGAUCACGAUCACGAUCACGACCACGACCACGCUUCUUGUUCUUCUUCCCAUCACUCAUGA